Messenger RNA from Zasmidium cellare ATCC 36951, 1449 nucleotides. RefSeq lists its product as uncharacterized. Gene Ontology annotation, cellular component: PcG protein complex; transcription regulator complex. Lineage: Eukaryota; Fungi; Ascomycota; Dothideomycetes; Mycosphaerellales; Mycosphaerellaceae. Gene Ontology annotation, biological process: regulation of transcription by RNA polymerase II. The record is from RefSeq and is a predicted model, not a curated record. Gene Ontology annotation, molecular function: DNA-binding transcription factor activity, RNA polymerase II-specific; RNA polymerase II cis-regulatory region sequence-specific DNA binding. The transcript is spliced from 3 exons. The coding region runs from base 1 to 1449 and encodes 482 amino acids.
AUGCAAUACGAAGUGCCUCUCCCGAUUACCUUGAACCACGACAUGUCGAACUCCGGCCACUACGCGCAGCAGAAUCUCUACGUGCCCAACGGCAACAGCAGGAUAAAAUCCGAGAAUGGCUCUGAGCGUGGCGUGUCACCGCACACCUCGGACCAUUCGUCUCGAUACUCCUCCCAGACGCCCCAGAACUCGGUAGCCUACCAGCAGAUCGCCGCACAACUCACCAACGGCAUGCGAUACCCUUCACCGAAUCAGCUGCCCCAACAGAAUGGGAUCUCGAUGUUGCAGCACUCCUACAACCCCAAUGCGACGCAAGAUCAGUCGUACCACCAGCAACCCGCACAGCUGGGCGCGGUGCAGCAGAACAUACAACAAGCAGACCAGAGUCCGAUGGAGGGUGGGCGGACAAGCACAGGCAGCACUGGGCUGCCCAAGGCAUUCGCGUGCUCGACAUGCUCGAAGGGUUUCGCUCGGAGGAGUGACUUGGCGCGUCAUGAACGUAUUCACUCAGGCGUACGCCCCCACGUCUGCGAUCACCCUGGCUGCGGCAAGCAGUUCAUUCAGAGGUCGGCCCUCACCGUCCACUCUCGAGUCCACACGGGUGAGAAGCCUCACAUGUGCGAGCGAUGCGGCAAGCCUUUCUCGGACUCCAGCUCGCUAGCACGUCACCGUCGCAUUCACUCUGGAAAGCGUCCCUACAAAUGCCCCUACGCCGAUUGCCAGAAGACCUUCACCCGACGAACGACACUCACGCGUCACCAAAAUCACCACACCGGUACCAUCGAAGAGUCAGAGGCGGCAACAGCUGCAGCUCUUGCGUCUCGAGUCUCCAUGCAAACUCAGCGAUCUAGAGGGUCGGAUGAAGAGAAUGAAUACUCGGGAGAUGGCAAGUCCCCAAUGCCAGCGCCGUCGGAGAGACCAGCUUCGGCGUCUCCUGCUGCAGGCAUGAACGGGGUGGCUCAAAUGCAGAGGCAGACGUCGGACUACUACAUGAACGCGAUGAAUGGAGGCAUGGCCGCUGUACCUGCACACAUUCGCACGGAGAUGGCCCCGACAUCUCGCGCCCAGUCUCCUGCCCAAUACCAGCUGGCUGUCAACGGUCAGCAGCAACAACAGCAGCGACCGCAGCUCACCUCCAACCCGUCAUCUGGCUACAAUCCACCUCAGAUCCUAGAGCCACCUACCGCCAAUAGCCAGCAGCAGCCUGCCAGCGGCAACAACAGCCCACACAUGAACAGCUCGAUGGGCUGGCAAUCCCCACACAACGGCCUCCAGCCUGGACAGCAUGCUACCGAGUACACCUACACCGACCCGAACGGCAACCUGGUCAAUGCGGCUCCGAUGUACUAUCAGCAGUCCAGCGUGCAGCGCCCUCACAGCACUGGUCCAAUGGACCACUACCAGCAGAUCCGUGGCCAGGAGAUGUGGGCAGCGCAGCAUCAGCAGUAG